Rattus norvegicus (Norway rat) is the source of this 4478-nucleotide messenger RNA. RefSeq names its product PRELI domain containing 3A (gene Prelid3a). NCBI's taxonomy places the organism in Eukaryota, Metazoa, Chordata, Mammalia, Rodentia, Muridae. The record is from RefSeq and is a predicted model, not a curated record. Gene Ontology annotation, biological process: phospholipid transport. Gene Ontology annotation, cellular component: mitochondrial intermembrane space. Gene Ontology annotation, molecular function: phosphatidic acid transfer activity.
CUAAUAACUUUAGGACGAAGUCUCUUUUUGUCCCCAACCCUUUUGGGGCAGCCCCAUAAUAUAUUGUUCACGUAAAAAGCGUUCGCAGAACUGGCUACUUCUGUUUCUUAGCAGGAGAGCUCCGUCUUUGUAGCCUCUCUAGUAGGUUGCCUGUGACGGGCUUUGAUAGGAUUGGGGUGUUAAGCUUAUUCAAUACCCAGACUUUAUUUUGAAUUGGCAAUUCUAGUUUGUCCACGACGUUCGCGUGUGGUUGGAAAGGGCAGGGCCGUGAUUUGGACAGCGUCAAAGAACCCAGAGCUGCGGUUUGUGGCUGCGCACUCGCGAAUGUCCCUGCGGCAGCGCCGCUCUGGGUACCACUCGCCUCCCACUUCCCUAUUUUUAGCCGCCGCAGUCCGGACCACGUGACGGGGGAGGCGGUACAGCGGGCGCCCCGCCCCCACGGCGCCGCGCAGCAUCCCGCAGAGCGCCGAACUCGCGCCCUGGGCCUGCGGCUGCGGCGAUGAAGAUCUGGAGCUCGGAGCACGUGUUCGGCCAUCCCUGGGACACGGUGAUCAAGGCAGCCAUGCGGAAGUACCCUAACCCGAUGAACCCGUGCGUGGUGGGUGUGGAUGUGCUGGAGCGCAGCGUGGAUGGCUAUGGGCGCCUGCACAGCCUACGCCUGCUCAGCACCGAAUGGGGGCUGCCUGGCCUCGUGCGUGCGAUUUUGGGAGCCAACAGGACCUUGACGUACAUCAAAGAGCGCUCUGUCGUGGAUCCCGCUGCCAGGAAAAUGGAGCUGUGUUCCACCAAUAUCACGCUCACGAAUCUGGUGUCAGUGAAUGAGAGGUUGGUGUACACGCCUCAUCCAGAGAACCCUGAAAAGACUGUGCUCACUCAAGAAGCCAUCAUCACUGUGAAGGGGAUCAGCCUUGGGAGCUACCUGGAAAGUCUAAUGGCCACCACGAUAUCCUCCAAUGCCAAGAAGGUGCACACCUCAGUAGAGGGCCCUGGUAUACUCCAUGGUUAUGUGCCAGGUGAAGUGGGGACGUGUCUGGUCCUUGGGUCCUCCUGAGGACUAGGAUCUUUGUAGUUGAGCUUCUCUGGCCAUAGAAUCCCCCUCCAGCUCUAUAGAGAUACAGAAGGGCUGGCCAGGUUCUGAGGGGAAAGACAUCUGUCCCAGUAAGUAUUACUAUUGCUUUGAAGUUCAUCCUGGUCUCUCUGGUCUCCACACGGCAGUUUGGCUCUGGGAGUUUGGGAUGUCUUAGGUCUCUCUCAGAUGUGGAUUGGCUGUGUUAUUCCAAGAGGGUGUUGACCUUGAGAUGACCAGCUCAAGCUGGUACAUUCUUUAACUCUAGAGAAAUUUAGGUAUCGGAAACAUCCCAUUGUGUUUCUGAGCUUGAAUAGCUUGCGUAUGGGGAUUGUUUUAGUUAAGGUUUCUAUUGCUUAAAGAGAUACAGUGACCAUCUCAAGACUUAAAAGGAAAACAUUUAAUAGGGGCUGGCUUACAGUUCAGAGGAUUAGUCCAUUGUCAUAGUAGGAAGCAUGGCAUUGUGCUGGCAGACAUGGUGCUGGAGAGCAGCCGAGAGCUCUACACUUGCGGUAUCUGGAAGAGGCAGUGAGCCCACUAGGCCUGGCUUGACCUUCUGAGACCUCUAAGCCCACCCCUAACAACCCACUUCCUCUAGCAAGGCCAUACCUACUCCAACAGGUUACACCUCCUGUUAGUGUCACUCCCUAUGGGCCUGUGUGGGCCAUGUUUAUUCAGACCACCUCAUUGUCCAUGGUUCAGGGAGAUUAUUGGUACAUUUUACCACAGCAGUUCCCUCCUGCAUGUGCAAGAACUGAAGUCCUUCUGUGUUGUUGCAGGGGUGGGCUGCCAUUGAGUGGAUAAUUGAACAUUCCGAGAGCGCCAUAAGCUAACAGGUCUGCACCCAUGCCUGGUGACACAAGGGGCAGUCACAGAAACUUCUUAACCUGGUACAGUUUUAGCUUUUCAUUACCUGUGUGCAUGGCGUGCAUGAGAGAUUGCUGCAUACUGUCUGUCACAGUGGACAGCUCCACCCUUUUCUUGCCCUUAGUCUGUGCCAAGGCUUCUUUCCAGGAAACACCUAAGCUCUUGCCAGCCGGAGUCUGGGAAGGAAGGCGGUGUAGCAGUUGCUUCCCUGAGGUCUCAGCACCUGGCUGUCUGAACAUUCUUCAGGACUGUCAUGGCUGUUGAAGAGCCUCUGCGAUUAGGUUCACAGUGUUAUCAGCAAAUUUAAUCUGGAGUGUUUCGUCUUGGUAAAAUUUGUACUUCUUGAAAAACAAUUCAUUGUUAUUAUUUUUAUUAUGCUGGGGAGUGGACUGAGGACCUCACGCCUGCUAGGCUUGGGUAAGCCCUCUACCUCUGAGCACCAACCCGUUUGUACACGUCUCUAUGAAGAAUGCUUUGUGCCUGUUCACUCAUCACUGUAGUGGCAAAAGCAGCUCCUCACAGAUGUUCCUUGGUCUCUUCAGCCCUCAGAUCUUUGACACUUAAUUGGUUGGCAUUUGUCUUAUGUCCUCACAGAGAGCAUCCUACUUCCCUUUAGGUGAGACCUCCUCACUUCCUGCCUGAAUGUCCCUGCUGACAGUGGUGGCUUGCAUCCCUCUGUUGCCUCCAGUCAUGUUUGCUUCCUCAUUUCCCUCAGCCAACAAGCUGUGGGGUUUGAGGUAUCUUUAAGAUUUUCUUGCUUUUUCCUGUCAACAAAACAUGGCAGAGAAGUUUCCCUUGAAUCCAAGGCCAAGACCUGCUUUGGGGUCUCUAAGCAUCAAUCUGAGCUGAGCUUGUGGGAGCUGUGUGCAGGUCUGUGUGUGUGUGUGUGUGUGUGUGUGUGUGUGUGUGUGUGUGUGUAGAGAGAGAGAGAGAGAGACAGAGGGAGAGACAGAGAGAGAGACAGAGAGAGAGAGAGAGAGAGCGCGUGAGCGAGCCCUGAUGUGAUGUCUAAGCUCUGCAGGUUGUUUCUUCAUCAACUAGAGCUAACCCACCCCUCUCUUCACUCAGAUGUCUCACCAAAAAGAGUCAAAGAAGAAAGGAAAGAAGGAAGUGUGGACAAAUAAGACGAGAGGCAAGUGUGGAGUGGCUCCCGCCAAGUCUGGAAGAGGUAUCUGCUGGAAUCCUCCUUGUCCACGAUAACCUCCCAGUGUAGCAUCAGGCCAAGGCGCCAGCUCUGCGAGGCUGUUUGUGAGAGGCUCUUUCUCGGGAGUGGCGUGGAGCCCUCGUCUGCUGGGCUCUGCUGUAGGUCCUGUGCUAGGCUGUACUGCCCAUGUUGGUUUUAAGCUUUUAUUUGCUUCUGGAAGGAGUGUCACUUCUUUGUGCUGGCUCUGGACACUCCACCAAGAGAAGAGCUCCCCUUUCCUCAUGCCCUGCAGGCUAAGCUGGGGUAGAUCCUGCAAACCUUCUCUAGGGGCCUGGCUGUUGUCCUCUGUUCCUGGUGACCCUAUGUCCUUUAUAGUGUCCCACUUGCCUCUGGGAAGGAGAAUGAGAAAUUGCUCUCUAGCCCUCAGGGUCCCCAUCAUGCACUGCAUCCAAAAACAGUUCAGGAGCUCUCUACACAGGCCACUAUGAGUUCCAGCAGCAACUGGGAUUUUCAAACUCAAAACUGGCCUUGAACUCUGUGUGACUGAAGAUGGUCUUGAACUCUUCCUCCUGCUUCCCCAUUCCCAAGUCCUGAGAUUACAGACUUGGGCCGCAAUGCUUGACUCUUUUUGGUUGUUGUUAUUGAGACAGAUCUUGCUAUGUAGGUAGCCCUGGCUGCUCUGAAACUCAUGGCAUUCCUCCUGCCUCAGCAUCUCAAGUGCUGGAAUCACAGGUCUGUACCACCAUGCUCGUCAUGGAAUCCUUGUCAAGUUCCAACUGUCUUUUCAUCAGGUUCUCCUGACAAGCCUGGUUGUCCCUGAAGGUGGGAAUCUCCUGCUAGGUACCAGGAGCUGUCCAGCUAAUUCCCUCUCUGUAGCCUGGGCUUCUGGGUCUUGCUGGGGUAUGAGUGCUUUUGUGAUCUUGUCCUAGACUGAAGCCCCUCCCCCAUACCUACAUCGCCUUCCUGCCUCAGAGUUUCUGUGUUCCUCAUUUUUUUGUGGUCUUUAGUCUGUCAGUGUUUCAGUCAGGGACGUGGGCAUGAGGUACUGCCUACUGUAUUCUGUUUUGAGACAAGGUCUCAUGUAACUCAGUUGGCCUUCAACUCACUAUAAAUGCGCUGGCUUCCUCCAUCUUCUUCCACCUCUUAUGAAUUACGAGUCUGUCAGGUCUGGCUUCCUACCAUCAAGGUUGUUUAAAACACACACACACACACACACACACACACACACACACACACACACACUCCAUAUUUGUAGUUUUAAAAAGAGGUACUGAAUCUGUUGAAUAGUAUAGACUUCUGCUCUCCCUCUGUUGGUCCACUCACUAUUUUUAGACCCCUCUAGAACUUUCCUAUGACUAUUCCUAUGUCUUUUUCUUUCAUUAAACCUGGUUCAUACUAUAA